Molecule: messenger RNA, 1887 nt
Organism: Cyphellophora attinorum
Lineage: Eukaryota; Fungi; Ascomycota; Eurotiomycetes; Chaetothyriales; Cyphellophoraceae
Product: DNA polymerase type-X family protein pol4
Exons: 2
Coding region: 1-1887 (628 amino acids)
Biological process (GO): double-strand break repair via nonhomologous end joining
Cellular component (GO): nucleus
Molecular function (GO): DNA binding; DNA-directed DNA polymerase activity
Source: RefSeq, a predicted model, not a curated record
AUGGUCGCUACGUUGGACCUGAGUUUAGUCCCGCCGAUCUACAUCCUGCCAACUCAUCUCUCGACUGAAGAUCUGCAUGAGUACGAGGAUCAGGUAUACGCCGCUCACGGUCUAUUGACAUACAAUGCAUCAGAAGCACGUAUCUUCGUUGGUCGUGUCUCCCAGAAGAAGCGAGCUUUGUUCGAGCUCAGGGCACAGGGAGUCUAUGUUGACCUCACUGACCAGCCGGCCGUCCUACAAGAUGACAGUAAUGGACCACGAGGCAGAAAGCGAAAGCUAGGGGAAGACGAGCCUGUCUCAAGCGGCGACGAAGCCUCGAGCGCCGCGAGCGCUACCUGGCCGGAUCUGACAUCUCACAUCCUUGUGGUAAAGCUGGAGUGGAUCGAUGCUUGUCUCAAACGAGGCUCAGUACUCCCUUACCAACGGCAAUACGGGACUUGUCACUUACAUCAAGCUUCUCCCACCACUUCCACACAAGCUGGUCCCUCAUCUCAUCCUCCGGCACCUCGACCAUUCGGCUCCGAACACAUACGCACCUUCCCACAUCACUCUAAACGCCCCCCUCGCCUCGAGCACGGCCAAACCACGCACGACGGCUCCUCUGACUCCCGCUCCUCCUCACCGCGCAAGAAGCUUCCACCUCCACCAGACUGGGUCCACCUCCCUAACUCAACCUUCGCCUGCUGCCGCAACACGCCCUUGAAAACAGCGAACGCCGCCUUCAUCGCCCAACUCGAAUCCAUAAAACUCUCCCGCAUCCUCACCCGCGACGAAAUCGGUGUGCGCGCCUACUCCACUAGCAUCGCCUCCCUGUCCGCCUACCCCUCCUCCCUCGUCUCCGAAACUGAAAUCCUGCACCUCCCCGGCUGCAACUCGCGCAUCGCAGAACUGUGGCGCGAAUGGCGCGACUCCGCCUCCUCCGACUCCGAGCGCUACCUCGAAGUCGUCCGCCGCUUCGAGAGCGACCCCGAAAUGCAAACCCUAAAACUCUUCUACAACAUCUGGGGCGUCGGCGCCGACACAGCGCGAAAGCUCUACUACACCUUCGGCCUUCGAGACCUCGACGACAUAGUCGAAUACCACUGGACCCAACUAACCCGCUCCCAACAAAUCGGCCUGAAAUUCUACUCGGAGUUCGAAUCCAAGAUCCCCCGCGCGGAAGUCGAGUCCAUCGCGUCCACGAUCCUGCACCACGCGCGCCUCUGCAAGUCCAUACCGGAGGAGCACUGGACCCCCAACGCAGACGGCAGCGGACAUGCAAACGACAUGGUCUGCGUCAUAGUCGGCGGGUACCGACGCGGCAAAGCCGAGUCAGGCGAUGUGGAUGUGAUUCUCUCCCAUCGCGAUGAACACGUCACGCAGGAUCUUGUUGUGGAUGUAGUGCAGUCGUUGGAGACUGCAGGGUGGAUCACGCAUACCUUGACGCUGCAGACCACUACGUCGGAUCGAGACCAGCAGACGCUGCCGUACCGUGGGGAAGGGCAUGGCCAUGGGUUCGAUAGUCUGGAUAAAGCGCUGUGUGUAUGGCAGGAUCCGGAGUUUGAUGAUCAAGAAGGGACAAUCACGAAAAAUCCAAACGUCCACCGCCGGGUUGACAUUAUAUUGAGUCCGUGGCGGACCGUGGGGUGUGCGGUGUUAGGUUGGUCUGGCGGGACGACGUUUCAGAGGGAUUUGAGGCGGUUUGCGAAGAAGGAGCGUGGUUGGAAGUUUGAUAGUAGUGGAGUUAGGGACCGGGGGACUGGGGGUGUGGUGGACUUGGAAUCUGGUAAACCGGAGGGCGGUGAAGCUGAGGUAGCUGAAGGGGAGACGUGGAUGGAGAGGGAGAAGAGGGUGAUGGAGGGCCUUGGAAUUGGUUUUCGAGAGGCGUGGGAGAGGUGUACGGGAUAG